This is a messenger RNA of Vigna angularis (adzuki bean), 2530 nucleotides long. RefSeq names its product pentatricopeptide repeat-containing protein At3g02490, mitochondrial. The coding region runs from base 91 to 1980 and encodes 629 amino acids. The transcript has a single exon. The record is from RefSeq and is a predicted model, not a curated record. Gene Ontology annotation, biological process: RNA splicing. Lineage: Eukaryota; Viridiplantae; Streptophyta; Magnoliopsida; Fabales; Fabaceae. Gene Ontology annotation, molecular function: protein binding.
UAGUAACUGUUACUCUCCCUUUCUCUUAGUUUCUUCCAUACACUCAAAAUCUCGAUCAAUCAGAAUCUCACGAUUCGUUCAUUUGCAGAAAUGAGAUACCAAUGGCGUCUUCUUCACCAUCUUCUCCGUUCUCGUCCCCGCAUUCCCAAUCACUCUCAGGUACUUUCCUCUUCCUCUUCCAUUUCCCGUCGUUUAACCGUAAAUUCCUCCUUCCCGCUAAACCCUAGUUUCCGUCGUUUCUCUUCGGAACCUGUUCUCGCUCACUCCGAUAACGACCACGUCCUCGUCGCCGACAUUUUCUCCAAACAUGCGGAUUCCGACGACGUGAAAAACCUCGUCGAUUCGAAUCGCAUUUCGAUUACUCACGACGCUGUCCUUGCGGUUCUGUGGAAGCUCGAUUCCAACGUCGAUGCGGCGCGGAGGUUCUUCCAAUGGGUUUCGGAGAACUAUCCCGAGAAGUUGAGCUCCAAGUGCUACAACUUGAUGCUGCGCGUUUUGGGGACCAAUGGUUUGGUUAACGAGUUUUGGGAGUUGGUCGAUGUAAUGAAGAAAAAGGGGUAUGGGGUUUCCAAGGGCGUGAAGGAGAGAAUGUUGGAGUGUUUUGAGAAGGGUGGAAUGAAAGGUGACUUGGCGAAGUUGAAGGGUUUGUUUGAUAACUCGAAUGAGAAGAACUGUGCUAUAGUGUGUAGGAUUGCGAGGAACAAUGUGUGGAGUGAUGAUGUUGAGAGGCAGAUUAAGGACUUGAAUGUUGGGUUCUCCGGGGAUAUGGUUAAGAUUGUUUUGGAGGGAUUGGCAUCAGAGCCGGCUAAGGCGCUGAUAUUUUUCCGGUGGUUGGAGGAGAGUGGGAUGUUUAAGCAUAAUGGGGAAACUUACAAUGCAAUGGCGAGGGUGUUGGGGAGGGAGGACUCGAUUGAUAGGUUUUGGAAGCUUGUUGGGGACAUGAGGAGUGCUGGGUUUGAGAUGGAGGUUGAGACCUUUGCUAAGGUUUUGGGGAGGUUUUGUAAGAGGACAAUGGUAAAGGAUGCUGUUGAGCUUUAUGAGCUUGCUAUGGCUGGCGCAAAUAAGCCUUCGGUUGAGUGUUGUGUCUUUUUGUUGAGGAAGGUUGCUGCUGGGAAAGAGCUGGAUAUGGAUUUGUUUUCGAGGGUUCUGAAGGUUUUUACCGGAAGUGGGAAUUCGUUGACUGAUUCUAUGGUUAAUGCUGUGCUGAAGUCUUUGACCAGCGUUGGUAGGACUGGAGAGUGGAACAAGGUUUUGAAAGAAAUGGAAAACUGUGGGUUUGUUGCUGGUGGUAAUUUACAGAGUAAAAUUGCCUUUAAACUUAGUGCUGCUGGUAAUACGGAACAAGCUCAUGAGUUCGUGAAUAGAGUUGAAGCAUCUGGGUGUAAUGCAGAUCGCAAGACAUGGGAAUCUUUGAUUGAGGGGCACUGUGUUGCCGGGAACAUUGAUAAAGCUUUUGAUUCUUUUAAAGAGAUGGUUGAGAAGGAGGGGAUCACUUCGGCAGGCUAUACUUUUGAUGUGUUGAUGAAUUCACUUUGUCAAACGAAUAGGGCAAUAGAUGCAUGUAAGAUUCUUUGCCGACUAGUGAAUGAAAAACAGCUAAAACCCUGGCAUUCUACUUACAAGCUGUUGGUAACCAAAUUAUUGGUUCAGGGAGGAUUUGCAGAUGCUUUGCCAAUUUUGGGAUUAAUGAAAACCCAUGGAUUUCCACCUUAUACUGAUCCAUUUAUUGAACACUUGUCAAAGAGUGGAAGUGAUGAUGAUGCGGUACUGUUUCUCAGGGCAAUGACUUCAAAGAGGUUUCCGUCUACAUCUGUGUAUCUUCGUUUGUUUGAAGCCUUCUUCAAGCACGGAAGGCAUGUAGAAGUACAUAAUUUCCUUUCUAAAUGUCCACGGUACAUUCGAAAUGAUGCAGAUGUGUUGAAUCUCUUUUAUUCCAUGAACUCUAAAGAAGCUGCUUCUUCUGGUAUCGUGACUGCUUAAGAUUGCGGAAUAUAUCUUGUGUUGUACUCUUCAGAAGAAUGUGCAAUUGCAGUUGUUCGGAAAUUUUGGUGAGUGCUCAUUCUUUUUUGCUUCAUUUAAAUUAUUGAAAAAAGGGUUGAUUCUUACUUUGAAUAAAGCCAAACAAACCAAAAUUUUUGACAUUCUAUAAUCCCCCCAUGCAACUUGUAUUUCACAUGCAAAUCGAAAUUCUUCUCUCCGACAUCAUUAUUAAGGACACCAAACGAAUGCUUUGCUUGGUGCUUUGACAGCAGUGGACUGUAGUUCGAUGCGUCCCGAUUUACACUGUCUUAAUAAUGUACAUUGUAGAUUGAGGUGAUACAUAUAAGCAACAAUAUAGACAUGAAAAGCUUGCAAUUUUUUCCUCUUUAGAUUUACUUCUGGAUGUGUUCAAUGCCAUCUCAAUAUUUCUUAACAAAUUCACAUGCAAUGCUUCAGUAUUACACACUUAUUCAUUCAGUGCUCUCAUCAGCAUUGUAAGUGGAUUGAUGCCUUAGAUAUAAUGUAAGCUUCAUUUGUUCUUGGACUGCAA